AUGUACAAUUCUACAUCUCCCAUUUCUUCCUUCACACCUUCCUCACCUACUUUACCCUCUUCAUCUUCCUCUUCUAAUAAUAAUAACGAUAAUUUUGAGAACAAUGAUAUUAUAACAUCAUCAUCAAUUUCCAUACAAAAUCAACGAUUAUCACCAAUUCCAUUACAACGAUCUUCUUCUUUACAAUCACAACCUUCGUUAUUGAUAGAAAGACCAAACACGCCAACUUAUACACGUAAAUCUACAAGACAUUUAUCGCAACAAGAGCCUGAUACAACUGCUAUUUGGGGAUGGAUCUUAUUAAUUCUCACAUUUGUUAUAUUUGUGUUUAGUAUGUAUGCCAUUGUUUUUAGCAAGCUCAUACCAGAAACCGGAAAUAAGUCAUCAUGUAUCAAAAAACGUAUAACACCAACAAGCCCUGAAUAUGCACCUGAUGUACCAGGAUUGAUUGAUGACUAUUAUUUAAAUUUAUUGGAUUGGGUGUCAGCAAUUACUAUAAUUGGAAGUGGUACUAAUACUAUUUCUAGUCUUUCAUGGUCUGAAGAUGGUGAUCAUCUUGCUGUGGGAUUGAAUGAUGGCAAUAUUGAAAUAUGUAAUAUUUGGAGUGUUCAAAAGAUUAGAUCAGUGAGUGGUCAUACUACUUGUGUAGCUCAUAAUCAAAUGAUUGAAACUGCAUGUCAAUCACAAUAUUUUUUAAUAACCUCUGAAUUUUUGUCAGAUUGUAAUUGUAAAUAUCAUGCAUCUUAUGUUGGUAAUGUAGAAUGGCAAUCUGAAAGAAUGAACAAAGCAAUUCCAAGGUUAAGUUAUUAA
This is a messenger RNA of Entrophospora sp. SA101, 810 nucleotides long. NCBI's taxonomy places the organism in Eukaryota, Fungi, Glomeromycota, Glomeromycetes, Entrophosporales, Entrophosporaceae. The record is from the annotation of a GenBank genome assembly.